Entamoeba nuttalli P19 is the source of this 438-nucleotide messenger RNA. Its product is annotated as 2,3-bisphosphoglycerate-independent phosphoglycerate mutase, putative. The coding region runs from base 1 to 438 and encodes 145 amino acids. Gene Ontology annotation, biological process: glucose catabolic process. The record is from RefSeq and is a predicted model, not a curated record. The transcript has a single exon. NCBI's taxonomy places the organism in Eukaryota, Evosea, Mastigamoebida, Endamoebidae. Gene Ontology annotation, molecular function: manganese ion binding.
AUGAAAGCUAAAGAAGUUUGUGAUAGAUUGAUUGAAGUUCUUGAAAGUAAAGAAUAUAAAUAUUUAAGAGUUAACUUUGCUAAUCCAGAUAUGGUAGGACAUACUGGAAAUAUUCAAUCUGGAGUUAAAGCUGUUUUAACUUGUGAUGAAUGUUUGAAAAGACUUGAUGAAGAAGUUAGAAAACAAAAAGGAAUUUUAUUAGUUACAGCUGAUCAUGGUAAUGUAGAAACUAUGCUUGAUAAACUUGGAAAGCCUAUGACUUCACAUACAUGUAAUCCAGUUAAUUUGUUCAUUAGAGAUUAUGAUUAUAAAGGAGAAUAUGUUAUUGAUGAAUCAGUAGAACAUCCAGGAUUAGCUAAUGUUACUGCUACUUAUAUUAAUCUUCUUGGAUUUGAACAACCAUCAUUCUAUAAACCAUCUCUUAUUAAGUUCAUUUAA